UGUGGUCUUCAGUGAGCUGCAGUAGUUAAAUGAGAACAAUCUUUUCCCAAGUGGUUCCUCUUGUGGACAGCAUUUCUGUUGGCUCCAGAACUUUGGGCCAUCUAUAAAGCUUCACGAUGGAAAAUAAGGAAAUUCUCAAGGAGGAAGAGUUCCUGGCGAGCACUAGAGAAAGAACAGCCAUCAACCGAACCAUGAUCCCUGCAAUGGAGGUCUUUGAAAUCAAUGAUUCAAACCCCAAGAAGAGAAGGGGGGUGAACUGCUUCAUGGUCAUGGUGGCCAUCUACCUGAUUCUGCUCACCGCGGGUACUGGGCUGUUGGUGGUGAAAGUUUUGAAUCUGCAGGAGCGGCUCCGGGUGCUGGAGACUCACUUCAAUGGGACGCUGGCCGCCGAGGACCAGUCAAUGUUCCAGUCAGUGCCCCUCCUGUACCUCCCUGGGGGCACGCUGGGGUUGCAGGCCCUACAGGCCCAGAUCACCCAGGUCCGCACCAGGCAAGAACACCUGCUACGGAAGGUGGACAACUUCACUCGGAGCCCAGAGCUGUUCCGGGUCAAAGGGGAACGAGGCGCUCCAGGUCCUCCAGGACUCCAAGGCCCGCCUGGAAUCAAGGGAGAGGCAGGCCUCCAAGGACCCAACGGUGCUCCAGGGAAACAAGGAGCCCCUGGACAGCAGGGAGAGAAGGGCAGCAAAGGCGAUGGGGGUCUCGUUGGCCCGAAAGGGGAACCUGGAGCUAAGGGAGACAAAGGAGACCUGGGUCUUCCAGGAAGCAAAGGGGACACGGGCAUGAAAGGAGACACAGGGGUUAUGGGUCCCCCCGGAGCCCAGGGGACUAAAGGUGACUCAGGGAAGCCAGGCGCCCCAGGUGCAGCUGGAUUUCCUGGAAUAAAAGGAGAUCAAGGACAACCUGGAGUGAAGGGUCUUCCCGGCUCUCCAGGCGUGGCAGGAUCCCCAGGGGCCAAGGGGGAGCCUGGCACUGCUGGCUCCCCUGGACUAGCAGGGCCACCAGGGACACCCGGGCGUCCUGGAGCCGACGGCAUGAAAGGAAGCAAGGGAGACCCAGGACUUCAAGGACAGAAAGGAACAAAAGGAGAAUCAGGAGUUCCAGGCCCUGAGGGCAUGAAGGGACAAAAGGGAAACCCGGGCCAGGGAGGCCUCACAGGUGCACCUGGACUGAAAGGCCAAAAGGGAGAGCCGGGAGAGAAAGGAUCUUCUGGAGCGCAGGGAACUCAGGGAGAAAAAGGUCAAAAAGGUGAACCAUUACAGACCGUCAGGAUUAUCGGCAGUAGGAACAGAGGCCGGGCUGAAAUUUUCUAUAACGGCGUCUGGGGGACAAUCUGUGAUGAUGACUGGGACAAUUCCGAUGCCACCGUCUUCUGCCGCAUGCUGGGCUACUCCAGCGGGACGGCCCUUACCAACAUGUCACCUGGCAGUGGGGAGAUAUGGCUGGAUAACGUUGCCUGUCGGGGGACAGAGAUCACCCUCUGGAAUUGCAGAAAGAACAACUGGGGGGCCCACAACUGCAACCACAAUGAGGAUGCUGGUGUGGAAUGCAGAUGACCCCCCACAGUCCCUCCACCAUGCAGUGGCCGGAAGUGUCUGCAGACAGGGACACUCAGCUCCCCUGCAGGAGGGCCAGCAUUCUCUGAGGUGUUGUUCUGAGGUGGGGUCACUAAUAAAACUCAAAACAUGA
This is a messenger RNA of Neogale vison (American mink), 1689 nucleotides long. It is a transcript of the gene MARCO, whose product is annotated as macrophage receptor with collagenous structure. Gene Ontology annotation, cellular component: membrane. NCBI's taxonomy places the organism in Eukaryota, Metazoa, Chordata, Mammalia, Carnivora, Mustelidae. The transcript is spliced from 16 exons. The record is from RefSeq and is a predicted model, not a curated record. Bases 117 to 1556 code for a protein of 479 amino acids.